AUGGCUCUCCCUAUGCUCGUCGGUGGCAGCGACUGCGGGCCCUCUAACCCGCUGCAGGGACUAUCGAAGCGAUUCGACCACGAUAGGGGACUGCAGCAGGACCACUUUGGUGCUGGACGUGCCGGCCCCUCUCGCGACGCCUUCCGCACACAACAAGGAAGCAGCUCGCAAGACCAAGAUGCCGCUCGGUUCUUCUCGGGAAAUGCGACUCCCGCACCCCAAUUUACCGCCGAUCCUGCCUUCGACCUCGCUUCGAUGCGUGCGGCACUACCAGUGAGCCCCGUUACGGCUCCGCUGAUGCAGCAAAAUCCGCUGGCUUCGUGGGCUGCAGACUUUAUGGCACAAGCUGCUCCGAUGGGUGCACCACAACAACUCCAUGGACCGGCGAAUAUGGACUUGCAAAUCGAUGCCAAACCUACUCAUGUCGCGUCUCCCGUGUCUCCGCAAGGUGGAAUGCAGUGGACAGCUGCGAUGCCUAAUUACCGCAUGAAUUCGAUGCCCACAUUUGCGCCACAAAUGCCAAUUCAGCACCAACUCCAUCAGCAGUCUGCUGUGAGCAACAAGCGAAUAUCGUGGGACAAGGAAUUCACUGCGCAGGAACUCCAUCUAGCGUCGACAUCGUCCACGAUCAUGCAAGAACCGCAGAAGUCUGACGUCGAUGGUUCUCAGCAACCAGCGGCGCACGAGGGAGACGAGCUGGCUCGCACCGCCGGCAUGCUUUUGGAAAACGUGAAACACGAGCAGAACCCAAAGUUCCAGAACAGCGCGUUUAUGGGGCUGAUGAGGCAGCUUCGGGAUGGGAAUGUCACGAUUGAGGGGAACGAGAUGGUCGAGAGCGGGGGCCGCGCGGGUGCUUCGAGCACAAGCGGGGAUGUGAAGGGGAAAGGGAGGGCUCUAGACCCUACCCCACGUCCCAUGACCAGCGCUUACUCCCCCGCCACGGGAUCUGGGGUACUCUUGGGUCAGCACCAAGUGGCGCGCCCACAAGCCGCCCAAGGCUUGAACCAAGAGCAGGAGCAAGAGCAAGAGCAAACAGGUGUGCAAGAAGACGCGAACGACGCUUACUUCCGACAAGAGAACGCUGACUUUAUCCGUUACUGGAACGACACGAAAGUGCCCAAAGAGCCAUCGCAGACCGCCGAGACGAUGUUUUGGGACAAGCUGCAGAGCGAUUGGGACAACUUUGAGGCGACGGCGACGGGCGUCACCCCGGCGAGUCGGUAUCAGUUCCAAGCAAACAACCCGUACCUCCUGGGCGACUCGUCGAGGACGACGCAACAUCAUCUCAUGCAUACCGGCGGCCAGGGACGGCAGUCAGUCAUGGAGAGUGUGCUGGAACUGGAAGCGGGGGUGCAGCGGAACAUGCAUGACGCGGGGGCGUGGUAUGAGCUCGGGGUGAAGCAGCAGGAGAACGAGCGGGAGCACAAGGCCCUGCAGGCCCUGCAGCGCGCUGUCGAGCUCGACCCGUCGCACCUUCCUGCGUGGCUCGCGCUUGCGAUCUCGAACACGAACGACAACGACCGCCAGGGCACAUACGACGCAAUCUACGAGUGGGUCAGCCGGAACGGCGUGUAUGCAGACGCGGUAACACGCUUCCGGGCCCUGAAUGGCGAUCGCGAUUCGGAGGACGUCAGAAGCUUGUCCCUUGCGGAGCGUUACGGGCAGCUCAUUCAGUGCUUGAUCACGAUGGCAAGGAGCGCCGAGACAGGAGAUGUCGACGCUGACAUUCAAAUUGCCCUCGCGGUGCUGUUGAACACGAACGAGGAGUACGAGAAAGCUCAAGAUUGUUUCCGAACCGCAUUGGCCGUCCGACCUGACGAUUGGCUCCUGUACAAUCGCGUUGGCGCCACUAUGGCGAACAGCGGCCGAGCGGAGGAGGCUCUAGAAUACUAUUAUCGCGCUCUAGAGCUCAACCCGGGAUACAUACGAGCCAGGUUUAAUCUUGGAAUAUCGUGCAUCAACCUUCGGCGAUACGAGGAGGCUGCGCAACAUAUCCUUGAUGCACUGGUUCUGCAGGACAAUGAUGGCCUCGGAGAUGACGUGUCAUUGAACGAGAAACGCGCGGAUAUCUCGACGGCGCUGUGGGAUACCCUGAAGACGACGUGUCUGCACAUGCAGCGGGCGGAUCUGGCGACAUUGUGCGACCUGAAGGACUUGGAGGGUUUUCGAAAUCGCUUCCCUUGA
Messenger RNA from Cyclocybe aegerita, 2184 nucleotides. Lineage: Eukaryota; Fungi; Basidiomycota; Agaricomycetes; Agaricales; Hemipholiotaceae. The record is from the annotation of a GenBank genome assembly.